Messenger RNA from Rotaria socialis, 1074 nucleotides. The record is from the annotation of a GenBank genome assembly. Lineage: Eukaryota; Metazoa; Rotifera; Eurotatoria; Philodinida; Philodinidae.
AUGCAUCUAGUGUGCCUUGGUCAUAUGCCAUCUCUCAUUAAACGUUGGUGUCAAAGUAUCGACCGAUCAACAAUUCGUUCCAUCGAUUCUGCACUUGAUCAACUUUGUUUACCACACAACGUUAAUGUACCAUUUUUGGAUUCGAUAUUAAAUGCCAGUCAAUGGAAAGCGAAGAAUAGUCGUUUAUUCGUUUUGAACGUUGGUGUGCCAAUUGUUACAUUACAUCUUCCACAGCUUUUAGCCUCACAUUUUUUACUUUAUUCAAUGGCAGUGAAAAUGCUUCAUGCUCCUGAAUCUAUCGAAGAAAUAAAUUUGGCUGAAGACUUAAUGAAUUAUUAUUGCAAGACUGCUGGUUUAAUACAUGACUGCUCAAUCGAGAUAUAUUCACUCCAUGCUCAUAUUCAUCUUGCUCAGCAAGUUAGAAAACAUGGUGGUCUUGCUCAUACAUCUGCGUUCGGCUUCGAGUCAUGUAUUCGUUUUAUUAGUAAGAAGGCUCAUGGUAGUAAACAUCUUGGUACACAAAUAUCUUAUUGGAUUGAUCUUCAAACAAUCAUGAAUACACAUCCAGUGAACCCGCCAACAGUUACAACCAUCAAUGAAAUUAAAUGGUUGGAUAAUCGUCUUGAUCCGUAUCGUACAAUGCUUGAUCAACAAAUUGUAUUAAAUGCAGCCAAUCUUAAUUCAUGUAACUUUUAUCUGCGAUUAAAAAGUCUCUUUGUCAUAUAUCAUACUACGAUUUACAGCCAACCAUUCAAAUGUAAAAGUUAUAUCAUUUCAUAUAUUGAUUCAAUUAGCAAAUUGGUACAUUAUGGAAACAUUAUACUCUUUAUGAAAGAAGGCUCACGUUUGUUUGCCUUUGUGCAAAAGUAUACGUUAAAUUCAACAUUGAUUACAGAUUAUUUAGAUAUUCCAUCAUCAUUACAUUCUCAAGCGAAUAAAUUAUUUCCAAUAUUACGAUUAACCAGCACAUUUGUUCUGAUUCCUGUCGAUUCCAUAAGACAUAAAUGUGUAAAUAUUCCUUUUAAGGAUUACUGUUGUCUAUCAGAAGUACGUAUCGAUUACGAACAUGACUAA